GGGUAUUUCUCUCUCUCUUUCUCUCUUUCUCUCUCUGGGUGUCUUCUGGCAGGAGGACAAACUGCUCUCACUCGACCUGUGAGAUGGGUUCUUUUCGGGUUCUCCUGCGCUCCGCCGCCUUUCUCCUGUUUUUAGUUCGGUGUUGGGCGAGACACGAUGAGAUUUUCCCUGUACAGCGGGAAGUCACCUUUGACAUCGAAGACAUCAUGAAAGGUUUCCCAGUACAACAAGAAAUGCAGACUCUUGCUCCAGACAUGUUAAAAACUCUUGUCCAAGGUGAUCCUCUGUUUGCACCACGUGGUUUUGGCCGUCGUCUCAUUACGGAGUAUCCUGUUCAGUUUCCCCCUGGUCAACCGAACUCUACUAACCUGGAGGCCAUUUGUCUGAAUAGAGACCACCGUCCGCUCUAUCCAAACUCUUACUUUCCGUCAUCUGGGUUUGGCCAGCUGAAGCGUAAAGCACAUGCUGUCAACACGAUCGAGGCCUGGUUUGGUGUUUGCUGCCAAGGGUACCAAAUGCGGGAGAAGGAAGUGACAUUGUGUUGUGUCACACAGGUGUGGGAGCUGGGAGUGGACAACUUCUGCAAAGAAGCUUCAUCAGUAAAGGACCGUCUUUAUCACUGCUGCAGAAAAAAAGGUGGUGACAGGUUAAACUGCUUCCAGAAUGAUGCUCCAAACCCAAACUAUGAAGCAACCGAGGUGCUGCCGGUGACACCGCUUCCCUCUACAGAAAACUAUGAAUUUGACCCCAGCACUUGCCAAAGGACAGAAGAAACAGCAGAAACUGUUGGAGGGAAAAAGCAGAAGAAGCCGUUUCCAUCUUCUACCCCAAAUAUUGACAUCAACUUUCCUCCUGGACGACCCACAGCGACUGAGAUCGACUCGCUCUGCCUCUACCGCAAGAGCCGCCCUCUCUACAACCUCAAGUGUCUUCCACGUAAAGGCUACGGUUGGCUGGCUCGUCAGGCAAAGAGCGUUAAUCGUGUGGAAAAGCGAUUCAAACAGUGCUGCAGAAGGAAGGAGAAUGUGCUCACCUGUGCUGAUAUGAAGUGGCGUGAGGAAAUGGACAGAUUCUGCAAUGAGGAGAAAGGGGCAAAGGUUACUUUCCCGUGCUGUGAGAAGACUCAGGGACCCGAGCGCUAUGACUGCUUUCAGGCCCAUGCACCACAACCCCGUUAUGAUGUGGAGCCAUUUGCUGGUCCUGCUGCUUCUGCUCAAGAGCACUCACUCAGUCACGUCUGCGACACUCACCACUUCAUCAAGCGCAAGUUACCUGCGAGUUUUCCUCUUCAAGUCUUUGUGAAGCAGUGCUGCCCCCUAGCGCCAGAAGAGCAGAGUUCUUGUAUUCAGGAAAAAAUUGAACAAAUGUCACAGAGGUUGUGCUCACUGAGGAGGCCUGUGUUCCCCAAGUGUUGCCGCAUCCCUUCUCCACAGGCUCCAGAGUGUUUUUCUACAAUUCUCAUGGAUGCUGUUACCAAGGCAAGCAGUGUUCAUCGUCCGAAGAAGAAAAAGUGCCCUCUGUCUUAAACCUUUGCGGCCUUUUGUUGUUGACCGUGCAGGCACUGUGCCUUUCAGAGUAACGGCACACCGUUAUCUGGCAGCCGAGGUUAUCUUUAGUCAUGAAAGGAAACUCUUCCUGCACCAAUCUUGCUUAAAAUAAAAAUAAUUUUUUUUGUUUUAAUUUUUUAUUAUGAACAAAUUUCACUUUAUGAUGGCAGGCUUAUUUGCAGUCAUCCGAGAGCACAUAAGAGGCAUUGCUAACAGUAAAGAAACAAACAAAAAAGUUUAUUGCUUUUGUUUUUAAGACAGAUUAUUGUCUGUGUCACUGUACCACUAUUUUUAUGGGCUGCUUUUACUUGUUUGAUUAUGAAUGUUGCAUUUUCUGGAUUAUUUUAGAGCUGCAAGAUCAGUUCUUUCUUUUUUAUAUGCAAAGGUUUAUGAUUGAGACCUCUAACAACCCAAAUAAAACCACAGAUAUUGCUUU
This is a messenger RNA of Thalassophryne amazonica, 1983 nucleotides long. Its product is annotated as extracellular matrix protein 1-like. The record is from RefSeq and is a predicted model, not a curated record. NCBI's taxonomy places the organism in Eukaryota, Metazoa, Chordata, Actinopteri, Batrachoidiformes, Batrachoididae. The coding region runs from base 84 to 1526 and encodes 480 amino acids. Gene Ontology annotation, cellular component: extracellular region. Gene Ontology annotation, biological process: signal transduction; regulation of bone mineralization. The transcript has 9 exons.